This is a messenger RNA of Porites evermanni, 9147 nucleotides long. NCBI's taxonomy places the organism in Eukaryota, Metazoa, Cnidaria, Anthozoa, Scleractinia, Poritidae. The record is from the annotation of a GenBank genome assembly.
AUGGCUGUGAUCGGCUGCUGUGAAAAUGGACUUCUUGUCGAUCACCAAAGAAGUAUUUCUGAGUCAGUUUCGGAUUUGUCCUUGUCCUGCAAAGACAGUUUAUUCGCUUUGUUUGAACCUUACUUUCGAUCUUCAGUUACAAACAGUGGUAGGCAUAAACGAAAGGUAAGUGUGUAACACUGACUGAGUUAGCUUGAUUGAUUUCCUUUAUGGAACGGCGAUUUCCAAAUUAGAUUCUUACGUGAUCUGUAUGCUGCCUCAAGAGUGAACGUAAAUGGAUUGCUUUCUUCACCGGAACUGAUAUGGCAUUACAUGUAACAAAGAACCAAAAAAACAAACGAUUAAGCCUCUCCAAGAGUUGUUCGCUGAAGUUCUUUUGUUUCUUAUGUCUGGGCGUCUGGAAAAGCGGGAAACCGGAAUCCGGAAUCGGAACGGGAAUAGCAACAGGAACAGAAACAGGAAGCGGACCCGGAAUAGGAACCGGCGGUAUGGGAAGAGAAACCUAUACAAAAACGGGGACAACAUUUACCUUAAUUUAUUAGUUAAUCUGGAUUUAAUUCCUAUUUCGUUUAAAUACGAAAAAUAAGGGAAAAAAUAUAACAGGAACCGGAAUAGGAAGGGGAAUAUAAACAGUGUAUAGAAAUAUGAAAAGAAAAAGAUAUAAUUGUGAUAUAAAUAAAAAGCCAGAGAAAUAAUAAAAGAAACAAGAAAACACCCUUGAAAUGUUAAUCUAAUUAACCUUUCUUUGUCUUUAGCCAGUGACACAUUGUGUUUUCGUGGCAAACAUAAUAGCGAACUCAACCAACGAGAACGCUGACCGUCGCAGACUUCAUGAAUAGCAACUGGAAGUUCAAUGUUUCGCUUGAUUGAAUGCUUCUGUCUCAGAGAACGAAUCUGAAUUCUUCCUCUUACCUUCCACUGUGCGAAUUUGUUGAGUCAGAGCACUGAAAGAUAGAAAACAUCUACUUCCACCACUGAGAAAUUGAAUUCGGGUCUUAAUUCAAACUAUUUCUCAUUAAUUCCAAAUUGUCCAGUCUUUUAAAGGUUGGUAAAUGAAGCUGGAGACGGCGUCCGAGCUCAGAAAGACACAAUAAAAUGUAUCGCCUGCCGUUCACGUUUUCAAGACAACUUAAGAUUUGAUCAUUUACGUUGUAGUUGUGCAAAGACGGUGAAGAAAUUGACAGAAAGCACGAUGCACUCGCAAAGCUGUUGCUUUAUUUAUUUUACUUGCUGCUUUUUUAUAUUCUCGUUGCCGUAAUAUAAAGAGAUUCAGUGGGGAGCAUGAUACCCGACUAGUUUUCUUAUUUUUUUUGUGUAAAUUGAAUCAGAAUUAAAAUAAUUUAAGAUAAAUGAUGUCCCUGUUCUUGUAUCGGUUCCCCUUCAGAGUACUGUUCCUGUUCCGUUGCCGUUUUCAGUUCUGGUUCUGCUUCCUGUUCCCAUUCCCGUUCGUAUUCCGGAUUCCGGUUUCUGGCUUUUCCAGACGCCCCUUAUGUCUCGUGUUAAUCUGUACCAAAAAAGGCAAAACAUCCCCUCCUUAGCUCUUCAGAGACUUUCAAAGGACUAGGCACAGGGCAAACAAAUGCAAGAUGUGCAAGUGGUUAUAUUCCCAUUCCAUUAUAAGUGACUGCUGAUUAAUUCUCAUACAAACAAAUAAAAUUUUAUAGAGAGGCACAUAGCCUGAAAAUGUAUGACAGUAAGAAAUACAUACCACUCAGAGACUGAGAAAGGUAUAGUAGUUCUCAAAGAACGGCAUUGAACACAAAGGUAAAAAGAGCCAGAACAAUGGACUGGUAACAGGUGCUUUAUUUUUGCUUCCCCUCAUGAUCAUCUCGUGCUUCACGCUGACAUUUCAAGCUUUGCGCAAAAUGCCAUGUUUGCCUCGCUUGGCUCAUAAAGCGUAUGUUACGCAGGCUAAUUACCCGUUGCUGCAUUGUUGUAAAUCAGCAAAAAACCUUUCACAGUCUCCAAAGGCCUUCUUUGAGCGGACAUAUUGCUCUAAGGGCCUGUUUACAUGAAGGUAAGAUAAGAUAAACACUUUAUUUCAAUAUGGUGCAUAAUUACAGCCGCACUGUAGUCUACAACUGGCCUGUCCAUAUAUUCUUUCAUUUUAAUUUGAUCACGUUUACAUGAUAGGUGGGGUGACCCGCCAAGUGCGGGUAGCCCGGUCUGCCAGACUGGGUGACCCUUCCAGCUGGGGUCAAAUUUUGCCAUGUAAACAUUUAAAGAUGGGGUAACUCACCUAGCUAGGGAUAGAUCUGUGAUACAUCAAAUUUGCACAAAAUUCACUUUGGCCGUGGCUUUGCAUAAUUAUUUAAGGUAAUAAUUGAAAGCCACAGCACCGAAGGUUGCAGCAAGUGAGUGUAAAAGUGCAUUAAUUGCCAAAACAUGUGGUUUGCCAGAAUUUUUCUUGUUUAUGUGCUUAGCGACCAUUCAAUAAUUUUGAGAAAAUGCACCCCGGGAUGGCAGGGUUGUAACAUGUAAAGGGCCAUAUAAAGGAGGGGUUAUUUUUUACCCCGCCUCAGCGGGUUACCUCACCUACCUGGAGUCCCCCACUUCCAUGUAAACAGGCUCUAAGUCAAUAAUGUUUUUCUUCCCCUCUCUGUAAACCCAGCGAAAAAAAUCCUUGAAAGGUAAUCCAGUUGAGGAGGAGGACAUAGAAGCUCUUCUUUACCACCAGAAGGUAAUUAAACAAAGCGUUUAUUUUUCUUACCAUGAUGCCUCCUUUUAGUCAUUUAUCAUCAGCAUAAUUUUUAUAUUCUGGAACCAAACUUGUGAAUCCUAAAGGCAGAGUUUCACCUCAGUCAGUUAUUGGUCAACAGCAUUGCAAUGUGGAAGUUGGGUGCCUGAGAUAUCCAGGAGCGUCCACUACUGGCAGCCAGCUUCCAUGGCAGGCAAAUCCUGGCAACCUAGUGAUGAGCCCCCAUGCGCAAGGGAAGAAAGAAGGCACCUGUCACAGUGAACAAGUCAGUGGAAAUAUGGAAGGGAGGGGCGGGGAAGCAGUCACUGCAAUUGUGAGACACCAAGGCUGAGUAAAUGUUCACUAAAAACUGCCCAAACAUGCCAAAAUGCCAGAAUGCUAAAAACAAUCACAAGUAAGAAGCUUUGGAAACUGCAAUAAAAUGGCCAAACACGCCAAAACACCAGAAUGCUAAAAACACACCAGAAAAUGCUACAAAACACUCAACUGCAAGAGCAUGUGGGAUAAUGGUGCAUGCUCAUCUCACAAUCCAGCUGGCCAGCAAGAUCAGACUUAAACUCCUUGUUGUUAACUCUGUCAAAUUGCAUUUAACUGCAUUAAUAUAUUAUAUCACCAUAAAUUUUAUUUAUCUUUGUUUUAAUGCAUUUAAGGUGAAAGGGACAAUUCUUAAAGUCCUGGAGAAUCUUGUGAGGACUGGGGUAGAAAAAAGAUAUUUUCUUUCCAGUUGUGAGGACUUUGAAGAAGAUAUGUGUACAGUAGUGCCAGGUAAAAUAUUACACAAUUUUUUUUUUAAUUUUUCUAAAUCAUUGCAUAGUACUCCAAACAACACACAAUUUAUUUUUAAAUAAUUUUUGACGCCCUUAGAGCAGCCAAUGGGUGCCUAUCAAAAACAGUAAAUGCACAGACAACAGACAUGUCCAGACCAGACUUAAAAGCUGUAAAUGGUUUAUCUUUUUUUUUAAUUUCUACAGAUAAAAAUCUUCCCAGUGAACACAACUUAUUUGGUCAUUUGAUAUCUCAUUUAAAAGAAGAGCCAGCAUUACUUAACAUUUGUGGACAGCCGUACAUCAUACCUCCUCAGUGUACUUUCUUGACGUCUGAUUCAAGCAACUUACAACCUCUUAUUGAUCAUGGUUAGUAUUUUUGAAUACUACCUGUAGUGCUAAAACACUCUAGUUAUUUUUUAAAUAUUUAAUCACUUCUACCACAUGGUGAGGACCACACAACAGAGCAGGGCUCCAAUUUAGGUGUGUCCUUAAAAAUAACCCACGCAACCCAGGAGAGGUUGGCCACACCACCAGAGUCUACAUCCCCUAUUCUUUUCAAAUAGUGGUGUGGGUUUUUUUAUGUCCCAUAAGAACCAGAUAAGUGAAAGUGCUGUGAGACGGGACCUAUGGUUUUUCAUCCUUAUCCGAGAAGACUAGAAAGUCUAACCAUUUGCCGAUGUUAUUACGAAGGUAGCACCUUCUCCUCAGUUAUUUAACCCUUUAAGCCCCGAUGUCCAUUUACAAAUUCUCCAAACUGAUCUCCAUACAUUUCCUUAAAGAAUAAGUUGAGAGAAUUUGAUAAGAGAUCAUAGAAUUUUCUCUGAGGUGAUAAUGAUCAUUUAAUUAAAUCUCAUAACCUUUUCUCUUGAUUAUGUAUUGACAUUGCAAAGAGAAAAUCAAUGUUGGUCACUCUUGGCACUUAAAAGGUUAAAGACCCUGAGUUGUGGUCUAGCCAGGAUUUGAACCCGGACAUCCUGCUCAGCAGUCUUGAGCUCCCCUGAGCACUCCCAACUAAGCUAACCAGGUCUAAGCCUUGUCAACUCUUUUUUGUUUGAAAACAGAGUUUGUUUUUUCCAGUUUCAAAAAAAUCUGCCUCCUUUUUUUCAGAAUAGUGACUGAAAAUGGUACUAUCUUUUUCUUUUACCAAUGGAUGCCAGCAGUAAGAUUUUACAUUUGUUAACUCAUAAUUUAUUUUAAUUAUUUNUGUUUUUCUUUUCAUCUCCACUCUCUUCUGAAUUGGUCUUCUUUCUCACUGAGCUUGGAUUGAAUGCUUCUUUUCAGAGGAGACGAUUAAGAAAAUCGCGGUAAUAAGCAAGGUACGAUAGCGACGACUUGUUGUCAAUAAGCGAAUGACAUCUUAAAUGUCACCUCCGUUCAAGUAGGCUCAGAAAAUAACGAGAUCACUUUACAAUAAAAAAAAAGAAAAGAAACACUAAAUUAGUUACAGAAGAUUGUAUACAUACUCUUCUCUCCGCCAUCUUCAUUCCGGGGGAUGUCACGUGACCAUUUUGGCGGGAAUUUAAGGCGAAUUGUCAGUCCGAUCCGAUCCGAUCCGAUCCGGAGUCCGAUCCGAUCCACAAUCCGAUCCGAUCCGAGCAAUCCGAUCCGGGUUUUGUUAACGGCCUAAAGUAAACAGUACUAUGUGAAAGUUCUGCCCAAUAAGUUUUAUUUGAAUGGUAACACCAUAAGAUUUCAUCUACAGAUUUAUUGGUUAGAAUAAUAAAAUAAAUAAUCUUGGCAUGAUGUGGUCCAGGUGUAAAAGGUUUGAGAAAGGAUUCAUUUAAAAAGCCAAAGGAUAGGGGAAGAUAGAAAGCAAAGAAAUUAUGCCAAGUACUCCUUGCCUCUUCCUGUCCUUUGCCGCACCAUUUUUCCCUUAAAGUUUUUACAGCCUCGCUAUGUGGAUAUACUGUAAAGGCUGAUUUUGACUAGCGACAGAGUCAGAUUCAGAGUUGUAAGCAGAGUUGUAAGACCGCUUAUCCCCUAGUGAAAAUAAAAAAUCGGAAUCGUAGGUGGAGUCGUAAGCAUGGCGGGAUCAGAGUUAGAAUAACGGCAGGAUAAACCAAUAACAAUGCACAUUCCCACGCUUUGUGAUUGGUUUAGUUCUUCCGCUUCUGCUUCUGACUCUGACAAUCUGGUUUUCACUAGAUCAUAAGCUGAAUGUAAGCGACGGAGUCAUAAGCAAAAUCAGAACACUGUUUUCACUAGAUGAUAAGCACUAGCCACACUUCUGAUUAUGACUCCGACCCUGAUUCUGACUUCGUCACUAGUGAAAACCAGCCUGAAGAGUGGCACACAGAAGCUGCCUCUGUCAAGGGAAGAUGUAACCGGCAUUUUAAGGCUCCAGUUUUAACAUCCCUUGAUUCAGAACUGUUCAAGUGUUUCACUUUGUUUAUCUUCUGUUAAAGGUAUUCCUUCAUGUCCCUAUGGCAGAUCAAGUCUCUACCAGUCCCCCAGCUUCUUGCUCCUGGAGCACUGGUGGGGAUCUGGGUAACAAACAAACAAAAGUAUCUCAGGUUCACCAAGUCAGAGCUUUUUCCUCAUUGGUCAGUUGAGUUAGUGGCAGAGUGGUACUGGGUUAAGGUCACAAGAAGAGGAGAACUGGUAACUGAUUUGGAUUCACCACAUAAGAAACCUUAUGAGCCUUUAUUGAUUGGCAGAUUUAAACCAGAAGGGGAUAAUGGUUUGAGGGAAUAUUGUUCGAAUUUGAUUAUGGAUGACAAGUUUGAUGAAGACAAGAAGAGGUGUAGCUUAGAACAAAGGGAAUUCUGGAAUACUUCAUCACCAGAAAUGAAAAGGAAAAGACUUGCAAGCAAUGAAAGUGACACUAAUUUUUGCAUCCAAGAUUUCAACAAAAUUACUACAGCAGCUGAUGGUACUGAAAGUAAAAAUGUGCAUGACAUGUUGCAAACUGUGACUUGGCAAAAAUCACAUGAACACAGACCAAUGCUUUGUGGAUUAAAACACCUGUCGUAUAAAUUAGAAAGGUCAAGUGAUGAUGAUGAAUUUUUAGACUUACAAGUAAAUGAAGCAGUUUGUAAUACUGGUACAGAUAUCAACCUAAAAAGAAAUGUAAAAGAUACUGGCCACUCCUUAGAUUCAGUAGAGUCAUCAAAGAGAGGAUGGGAAAGAUUAUUACCAUAUGAACAAGUGAUCUGUAGUGUGCCCUGCAGGAUCCACUCCAGGAAACCACCUCUGAAUGGUAAGUCUAGAUGACAGAUCUUCAGAAAGGUUCAUUUAAUAAAUGAAUGAAUGAGUACAAUUUGUCCUGCAAAAUUGUGAAAAACCACAUUCUGCCCGAGGUAUGUAAGGUUACUAAAAAAACACUGCCGGAUAGUACUGUUUACCUCAGAUGUGAUGUAUAAAAAGUAUAAUCUGGUCACCAGAUUAAUUUUGUGUCGGACAGUUGUCGGACAGUUGUCGGACAAAAAAUUUGGCUUAAUUUUUAAUUUUGGCCCCCCUUUUAGAGAAAGGAAUGCAACCUUUUAAUUUACAAUGUGUAAAUUGGCUAGUCUACUGUGAUCAAGAGCCACUGUGGCUCGAGUGACUCAUCAAGAUGAUUGCUAUCGUUUGGGUGUACAUAUAAGGCUAUUAACUCGAUGUCAGAUUUGUUUCACUCUUGGACUGUUUGUAAAGUAUUUUUCUUUAAAAUCAUUUAGCCUUUCCCUCAAAAGACACAUGAAUGUGUUUGAUUUAAAUUAUAAAUUUAUUAAUGGGAGCUUCGCUUUUAGCCCUGGCUAAAUCUAUAUAUUAGUACAGUUUCGGUGUCAGUUUUGCAUGUAUUUCAUUUGACUAUACUAACACUGAUACCCCUUCUGCAGAAAUUCUCUCCUGUUAUAUACCACCCUCUUCUCGAUGCCUUGAGAUGUUUGCACGAAACUUAACACCACACUGGACAAGCUGGGGAAAUGAGGUAANUUCAGUGGAGUCAUCAAAGAGAGGAUGGGAAAGAUUAUUACCAUAUGAACAAGUGAUCUGUAGUGUGCCCUGCAGGAUCCACUCCAGGAAACCACCUCUGAAUGGUAAGUCUAGAUGACAGAUCUUCAGAAAGGUUCAUUUAAUAAAUGAAUGAAUGAGUACAAUUUGUCCUGCAAAAUUGUGAAAAACCACAUUCUGCCCGAGGUAUGUAAGGUUACUAAAAAAACACUGCCGGAUAGUACUGUUUACCUCAGAUGUGAUGUAUAAAAAGUAUAAUCUGGUCACCAGAUUAAUUUUGUGUCGGACAGUUGUCGGACAGUUGUCGGACAAAAAAUUUGGCUUAAUUUUUAAUUUUGGCCCCCCUUUUAGAGAAAGGAAUGCAACCUUUUAAUUUACAAUGUGUAAAUUGGCUAGUCUACUGUGAUCAAGAGCCACUGUGGCUCGAGUGACUCAUCAAGAUGAUUGCUAUCGUUUGGGUGUACAUAUAAGGCUAUUAACUCGAUGUCAGAUUUGUUUCACUCUUGGACUGUUUGUAAAGUAUUUUUCUUUAAAAUCAUUUAGCCUUUCCCUCAAAAGACACAUGAAUGUGUUUGAUUUAAAUUAUAAAUUUAUUAAUGGGAGCUUCGCUUUUAGCCCUGGCUAAAUCUAUAUAUUAGUACAGUUUCGGUGUCAGUUUUGCAUGUAUUUCAUUUGACUAUACUAACACUGAUACCCCUUCUGCAGAAAUUCUCUCCUGUUAUAUACCACCCUCUUCUCGAUGCCUUGAGAUGUUUGCACGAAACUUAACACCACACUGGACAAGCUGGGGAAAUGAGGUAAGAAGUUAUUAGAUUGUUAUUGGAGGUCAAUUCAAGAUUGUACAGAGGUAGCGUUGCCGAGCGGUUAGAGCAAUGGACUUGACUUGUAUUUCCAAGGCUAGAGUUUGAGUCCCACUCUGACCACCAACUGGAUUUGUUCUCAGUAGUCCCAUGUUCAAAACCUCGGCCACAUCUGUAAAUUAGCUAACUGGUUUACCUCCUACCAGUUGCGAUUUUAAGAGGAAAUUAUUAUUAUCAAAACAAGAAUGAAUGCUCUGUUUUUUGUUUACAGAAAGACAUAAUUUUUAAUGUGGUUGUAUUACAAGUAAGAAUAGGGCCAUUUAUACGAGGGAAAUAAGAUGCGUCUUACAUAGGAUGCGUCCUAAAUAAGACACAAACUAUCCCGUAUAAACAGCACAUUUCUUUGGAAAUUUAGCUAAGACGCGUCUUAUUUAAGAACAGCCCUUAACACCUGCUCUUCGAUAAGAGGCGUCUUAGCUAAGGUGCGUCUUAAUGUGCUGUUUAUACGGGACAGUUUGUGUCUUAUUUUCCCUCGUAUAAAUGGCCCUAAUGUCUCCAAAGAAAGGAAAGCGCUUCAGUUUGUAAAAAAAUGCAAAUAAUGUUCCAAAACAAGUUGCACAUUACUAAUUGUUGCCUUUUUUACAACUUUUACCACAAUGCACACCCACAGCGUCCUGCAAAUGCUUUUACUCUCUAAGUCUAAGUAAGUAUUGUGUAAGGAAACAACACAACAGUCAUGCUUCAACCCGGACAUACAGAUAUGAAGUUUGACUUGCUAUCCAUUACUAGUAGACACAACAACAGGCUGCGUAGCUUCACAUUUGUGUUGGAGACUGAGGUAACUUUAUUUUCUGUUUACUAGGUGUUGAAGUUUCAGAGUAUGGAGUAUUUUACACAGCUGUCAGCAAAAGAAACAGAUCCAAACCUAAGACCGAGCAACCUAUCUUAA